GUAUACAAGCUAGAUGACUGGUCGUUGGUAUCCCAGCACAACCUAAUGGUUCCCCAUGCAAGCAUUCAACAGAUCAGGUCAAGUCCUUCAGGAGAUUACCUGGCCAUCCGCUACAUUUUUCCUGCCGCAGGUUGUCACUACAAUAAAAUUCUGGUUCUCCACUACCCAGAGUUCACUGAAGUGCUUCAGGUUGAUGUCCGAGGUGCUUACUGGCCCGUGUCCGAACUGGUCAAUAUGCAAGUCUUCCCUCGCUUUUCUCUCAGCGAAUCCUGUUUUGUCGUUUUUGUCUACAAACUUCCGAAUGAGCUGCGGUCUUUACAAGAUCUGUGUCGAAAAGCCAUACUUCAUCUAGUCACUUCCAAAGAUAUUCCAAAACUGCCACUUCCUUUGACUGUUAAAAAGUAUCUUACCCAGCAUGCUGUUUAA
This is a messenger RNA of Candidula unifasciata, 426 nucleotides long. NCBI's taxonomy places the organism in Eukaryota, Metazoa, Mollusca, Gastropoda, Stylommatophora, Geomitridae. The record is from the annotation of a GenBank genome assembly.